Messenger RNA from Vigna angularis (adzuki bean), 1606 nucleotides. Its product is annotated as transcription factor UNE10. Bases 165 to 1310 code for a protein of 381 amino acids. The transcript has 6 exons. Lineage: Eukaryota; Viridiplantae; Streptophyta; Magnoliopsida; Fabales; Fabaceae. Gene Ontology annotation, cellular component: nucleus. Gene Ontology annotation, molecular function: protein dimerization activity. The record is from RefSeq and is a predicted model, not a curated record.
AAUAGUUGAAAAGGCCGAACGAAUGGUGGCUCUUAUAUUGGAAGGCAAUCUUGCAAUUAUUCAAACACAUGUAAGAUUUAUCUGCCCUUCAUCUUCUUCCACACACUCAUAAGUCAGAAAGCAUAACGCCUGGUUUUCCUCACACCCCACAAUCAAACUCUGAAAUGAGCCAACGUGUCCCUAGCUGUGAUGUGGACGACAACACCAUUUCCACACCAACAAAAUUCCCUCUUAUUUCCACCUCCAAUUUCAUCGCCCAUGAAGUCCCAAUGUUGGGCUACAAACUGGCAUGCAAAAAGGGACAACCUUCCACCCACCAACACACUCCUGCGAACCAAACAACAUGGGAGAUACCUCGUACAAGUGGAACCUUGGAGUCCAUCGUCAACCAUGGUAUCGCCAAAAACUGCCACCAGUUACUUACUAAGGACGCCUUGGUGCCCUCUUUUCCCAAACAGGGAACAGUGUUUGGCGCGUGCAAGAAGGGUUACCCUGGGCGCGUGGAGUCUGGGGUGGUGGCGCGUGGUCCCCCAACCUAUGAGUUGACUGGCAUCAAAGACUCCAGUAUGAGCGGUUGUGACACCUGUCCGAGGGAGUUGAGCGUCACUUUCAAUUCAGCCACCAUGGGUUUGCCUGAAAACACCACUAGCUCCGUUAAGCAGUGUACGGAGACCACUGCCAACGACUACCGUGAUUCCGUAAGCCACCGUAGGUCGCAGAGUGAGGCACGGGAAGAAGAUUGUAAGACAACUGGAGUUGAUAGAUCUUGUGAAUCCAACAAAAGAAUAAAAGCUUCAGCUGUACACAACCAAUCUGAAAGGAGAAGGAGAGAUAAGAUCAACCAAAGAAUGAAGGAAUUGCAAAAGCUGGUCCCCAAUUCCAGCAAGACAGACAAAGCUUCGAUGCUGGAUGAGGUUAUCCAAUACAUGAAGCAAUUGCAAGCACAUUUGCAAAUGAUGAAUUGGAUGAAAAUGUACUCGUCGAUGAUGCUGCCAAUUACCAUGCAACAGCAACAACUUAAGAUGUCCAUGCUGAUGGCUCAAAUGGGCAUGGGAAUGAGAAUGAGUAAAGACAUGGCUAUGAAUAUGAACAUGAAUAUGGAUAUGAAUAUGAAUAUGAAUAUGAACAACAUGAACAUUCCCACCAUUGCUCCCAUGCUCCAUCUUCCUCCCUUCAUGCCUAUGGCUUCAUGUGCUGAUCGAUUACUAGCAGAUCUAGAAAAGUCAGAGACAGUGGAUGCAUACAGUAAGAUGGCUGCUCUGUAUAAUCAGAUGUAUCAUCAUCCUCCAGAUUCAAGUUCCAAGAAAUGAGUUCUACUGUUCUACCUUCUCAAGAGUAUCAUAAGCUUGUGUGUGUAUAUCUGUUAGAAAGAUUGAACUGAAGAGACAACAGUUUUCUUUUUUCUUUUUCUUUUGUACAAGAAAAAUAAAAUGUAAUUUCUUUGCACUCCAAUAGUACAAAGAUGAUGUGCAUUAUCAGACGUGCUUCCUUCUGUUCAUUGUUAGUACUUUUUUUAUAAUGGAUAAUAAGUUUGAAUAUAAGAUGUUAUUCAGAUUAUUAGAUGAAUCUCUUACCAUGUCUUAAAGAAAGGACUUGUUGCAGUUUU